UAUCUAUACAAUACAGCAGGCCUCAAAAUCAUUACAUUCAUCCAUUUCCGCUCGAUAACGUUUGUUCUUUCUGGUACACGGGUGGUUUUGUUUGGCAGACAGCCACAAUGUACCUUUCCGCGUUUCCCCAUCUGUUAAGGGCCCCUGGCGAGGACUCGGGCCCAUGUUCCUCCCUCAUUAUCCAGCCCUCAUAUCGUACUCGUCAUAUUGCCAACAGCUUCAAGAUACCUGGAUCCAGGUCGCUAACGCCGUCUACCUGCAACGCCAAUAGUGGAGGUCAGGAUACGGGACAGUGCCUCGUCCUUUAUCCUGACCCGUUCUUCACUGCCCAGUGCCAGUUUACUGUAGACGGUCAUGUUGUUGACUUGGACUUGGACCAAACCUUGGCCAAUCUCUCGUCUUUCUUGGAGCCAGUCUUAGUCAACGAGAUCAAGCUGUUAAGCAGUUCAAACACCCUCCCUCCAUGUGCGUCGCAGAAAGGGUACCCGCCAUUCCCGCCUUGGUUGUUGGCCUUUUUUCUGCUCAAGUUACUUCUUAUCCAAUACCUUGGAAAUGAAUCAUACCCAUCAUCAUCAACCCCCUUUAAUACGAAACAUACACUCUCUUUCGGCAACAACCAAGGUAGCAACAAGAAACCUCGUCAGGAUGAUAACGACGACGAUGAUGAUAUCUAUGAUCCAGACGAUUACGGCGACAACGGACGCGACCACGAUAACAAUGACGGCGAGACACCUGGAGGCAUAGGUGUCGCCAAAGGCAAAGACAAGGAGAAAGCCUUAUUUUGCUGCAUCUUUCAUAAGCUGGAUCCUGUCCGAUGGCCGAUAUGCGGACAACGCCGACUCACAUCGUUCGCCUACCUGUUACAGCACCUCAGACGUCAACACCUAAUCGAGGGACACUUUUACUGCGCGAGGUGUCGCACCGUCUGGUCCCCGAAACGGAAGGACUCUGAAGCCCUGUGGGCUGCGCACAAGAGGGAUGAUGACUGCGAAGAAGCCACCGCGGCGGACACGGGCAGGCUACUACCCGAUGAGUACGAACUCAUCAAGGGCUCUAAAUCAGCCGGGUCCGACUGGCAACGGUGGUAUGAAACAUGGAAGAUGCUCUUCGAAGAUUACGACGCUCCAGAUACGCCCUAUAGUGAGGAUGUUGCCCAAGGGACAGAGGCGAGCAUCCUCUGCAAGUUGAAGCGAGCUCUGAAGAAGCGAAUGUCCCCAUUACCGCCAGGUGCGCUGCGGGAUCAAAUGAAAGCGCUUACCGACAGUGUGUUGGAGGAUGUGUUUCCGACAUACGCCAUGAGGGGUUCCGCGAAUGCCGGACCCUCUACGGCUCACAUCCAGCAUACCCCACAGACCAUAGCCCGACACAGGGCCCCGGCCACGACCCCGGCAUCCACACCCGCACUCACACCCGCGCCCCGUCCUCCGGGCCCAGUUAUUUAUAACCGGAUGCCGGCCGGUCACCAGGCCCCACCUCCCCGGCCAGCACCAAACACCUCUCAUCAGCACCUCCCGCCAACCGGAUUCCCUGCAAACCCUGGGCUCAUGAUGCCCCAGGGAGGCAUUGGCACCAGACUCCCAAAUCAUAGGACGAUGAACCCUGCGCCAUGGGGAAACCCUGCCUUCACGAUGCCCCCCGGACAAAACCCCAGGCUUCCGGUAGAUCCCACAUCGAUUCCCGGAAACCCCGCACUCAGGCCGAACCCUUCAAUGAUGAACACAGCAGACCCUAGAUACCGGAUGAUUGCUAGACAGGCCAACUUUGGACUAAUGGACUAUGGACCCCCGACUAACCUUGGAAACUCGAUGGACACGAUAGACCCCAGCCUUUUAACGAACUCUGGACUGCCUAACACAAGAUCCCCGGCCAACCCUGGACCCUCGACCAUCCCUGGACCCUCUACUCCUACCCCCUCGAAUCCCAUCAACAUCCAAAAUCACAACAGAAACGCCUUUCGAAGAAAUAACAACCCAAACCAAUUCGACCACGCAGCCUUUGAAACGACUACCCUGAGACGGUUCAAAACCGGUGGCGACGGAUACCAUAAUGGCAGUGCCAUCUUCAACAGAGCACGAAUGAAACGCAGCGAUGCACUUCUUCUCUUCUACCACUUGACUAGGGAAGGAAGGGAUAGACAAAAAAGUGGGAGGACAGAAGCAUCGCUUGUACAUACGCGGAACCUCUAGUGUUCAUUGUCUUGUUUGAAGCGAGAGUCAACAACCCGAGUGUAAAAAUAAAUAAACAAAACUGUACAUAAGCU
Fusarium vanettenii 77-13-4 is the source of this 2260-nucleotide messenger RNA. RefSeq lists its product as uncharacterized. The transcript is spliced from 4 exons. Bases 108 to 2186 code for a protein of 692 amino acids. The record is from RefSeq and is a predicted model, not a curated record. NCBI's taxonomy places the organism in Eukaryota, Fungi, Ascomycota, Sordariomycetes, Hypocreales, Nectriaceae.